CGAUAGGCCUUCACAUUUGUAAUGGCGGGGGUGCUUUAGUGGUGCGGCAAGUGAUGAUGGGAGAACCAAGUAAUGCUGCUAUAUUCGUCGAGGUGACAGAAGAUAGCGAUUAUGGUGCAUCACUGUGUGCUGUUUAUGCUUCAUCAGUAGCCCACAAAUACUAUGGCAGAUUUGGAAGAAGAAAACAAAAUAAAAACUGCAGUUGAAGCCUGCGUCACAGCUCAAGCAAUGAUAGAUAUCAAUGCGGAACAUUUAGAUGGGCUGCGAACACAGUGCGCUACGAGUGUGGAACUUACACAGAACGAAAUCAGAGCACUUGAAACGAAACUGAUCAAGUUGUUCAGCCGUCAAGUCAUCGCUAAACGGAAGUACUGUAAAAAUGAGAUCGUGAACGAGCUUCAACAAUAUCCAAAACUACUACUAUGGCUCAAGGUAGUUGGACUAUCACAGCAAUCCAUUCAGGGACUGUCUGGAAGACUAGUGAAUUUUGACGAGGUGCUAGAAAAGUCGGAACAAGAGCUCAAGCGUUUCCUCACUGAUGUCAAAGCAUGUGAAGAAGAGAAAAGAAGAUUCCUCAUUGCUUUGCGUAACCUCAAAGUUUAUACAGAUCGCCAACUCCAGGGUACGACGACCGGAGAGGGAGACCUCCACUGGGACUCGUGGGAUCGGAGCAGUGUCAACCUCCUCCCCCGUCGCACGCACACGUCGGUCCCCUCAGAUGAGUUGUGCAGUGGGAGUACGCUUGGGGUGCGCUCAAACUUCCCAGGAGGUCGCUUCCCCACAACGCCUCCUCCGGUGAAGCGCCACCAGUCUAAUCUCAUUAUGCCCGAUGCACUGCCUCUAACUAAGAGCAAGUCCCACGAAGAGCACCUCGAGAACCGUGUGGAACACAGCGAGCCCCAGUGCCUCACCAGCAGCACGGAAGGCGGACCACGCCGCAGGCUGGCAACAGAGCCGGGACUGGAACUGGCCAACUGUUCUCCUCUGUCUCCGAGCAGGUCGCCACCAUUUGUUUCUCCCGAUCAGCAGGGAGAUGCCUGUUUUGUUGAUGAGCCAGCUGCUUUGCCUGUCGUGCCCAGGUCACCAAGGAUGCACGGAAUGGCUCACGCAAUUCAUCAUAGGUUCACUUCAAGCGUAAAGGUCACUACAUGCCAGCAGUGUGACAAGGCCAUGUUUUUCGGGUACAAGUGCAAAGAGUGCAAGUUUAGAUGCCAUAAAGACUGCAUGGAGAAAGUCCCACCGUCCUGCGGCUUACCGAACGAACUGGUGGAUGUAUUUGCUGAGCACUAUCAAAAGGGAGGCAUCCAGUCUCCUAACCACAGCCACCACAUAGUGGGUUCCCUGAACAGCAGUCGGAUCGAGACACUCCGUGAGAAAGCACGCCAUCACCCAGUGAUUAGUCUUCCGUCAUACCAUGGUCCGGACUCCUCCUCGAACACAUCUUCAUGCAAUUCCUCCACGCCAUCCUCUCCGGCUUUCAUCGUUCAUUCCCAUCAGGCUACACCUUCCUCGGCCUCCCGUGGUCAGCAGUUCCAUUUUCCAGAUAUCAGUAGCUCCGAGUUAACCAUGUCCUCAAAGUCCUCCGUCACUGUCGGCUCAGUUGAAGCGCAAAAGUCUACAGACAGCGACCGUACCGUCUCUGGCACAUCUGGUUCUGGAAGCAUCAGUACGGACUCCGAAAAAACGCUGGCUUCAACGAGGGUAGACUCACAAGACAGUCAAGUCUCUGACAUUGAUCCCAGUGACAGGGCUUGGCCACGUCAAAAUAGUCUUUCUCUGCGAGAAUGGGACAUUCCCUUCGAUGACGUCCAAAUCGAGGAGAAAAUAGGAGAAGGGCGCUUUGGGAGGGUUUACAGAGGAAAUUGGCACGGCAGCGUUGCCGUAAAAGAGCUCAACAUGGACCAUACGGACGACAAGAAGACCCUGGAGACGUUCAAGCAAGAAGUUGCCACGUUUCGCAAGACCAGGCACGAAAAUCUCGUCCUCUUCAUGGGCGCUUGCAUGAAGCCACCAAAGCUGGCGAUCAUUACCAGCCUUUGCAGAGGAAUGACACUGUACAGGCACAUACACCUGAGGAAAGACAAGUUCAAUUUGAAUAGGAUCAGCGGUAUUGCGCUUCAGAUAUGUCAGGGAAUGGGUUACCUGCACGCACGCGGCAUUGUACAUAAGGACUUGAAGACGAAGAAUAUAUUUUACGAAAAUGGCAAAGUGGUCAUAACAGACUUUGGUUUGUUCUCAGUCACAAAACUUUGUCAUGGUAACAGGAAAGGUGACUGGCUCACAAUUCCUCAAGGUUGGCUCUGUUACCUUGCUCCGGAAGUUGUUAGAAGUUUACGGGCAGGAAGUCAGCACGAUGCUGAUGACUUGCCAUUUGCUACAGCCUCUGAUAUUUAUGCAUUUGGCACUGUCUGGUAUGAGCUCCUUUGUGGAGAAUGGCCAUUUCGAGGUCAGCCUUCUGAGUCCAUUAUCUGGCAGGUCGCCAAAGGCAUCAAGCAGUCUCUGGCCAACAUACAGGCUUCACAGGAUAUUAAGGACUUCCUGAUGCUGUGCUGGUCCUACAGACCUCAAGAUCGACCAGCAUUUUCGAAGCUGCAGCUGCAGCUGCAGAGGUUCCCAAAGAAACGGCUCGCACGAAGCCCGUCCCAUCCAACGCACUUGUCCCGUUCCUCAGAGUCUGCUUUCUAGGGUGCCGCCCUCGAGUUCUCCUGCUUCGUUCAUUUCCCUGACACCUACCUGGUGUUUAUUAUUAUUAUUAUUUUUUUACCGUACUUCGUAUUGACUUUGCUCGAGGUACUUUGUGGUAUCUCGAAAGCAUAAAAAGAUUCAGUACAAGUGUUGAAGAACCUUUUUUUGUAGGAUUUGAAUAUAUUAUGUGUUGGGCCCGGAAAUUUAGGCACAAAAAGCGAUGGAAAUAGGCAGGCAAUUGGGCCCUCAAAAACGGCAAAAUAGGCAAUAAAACACAAAAAUCCAGGAAGAAAAGGCUACAGUACCGGUACAAGCUUUGACUUGUACAUGAAUGCUGAGGAGGCCUAUGACCACGUGAUAUUGAAUACUACUUUUAGUUUUCCGCCCUCGAAGAUCUCACAAGGUCAAAUCUUUUGAUCACGUAUACAUGAACCCCUUCUAGUAAACCAAAGGUACUGAAGGAAACCAAACGAAAAAAAAAAGCAAAAAAAUGAAAUGACUGAAAGGCACACUCACACUUGCACCUCUAAAAAAGGCUGUUAUGGCAUCUAAAAAUGUUCAAAAAGGCUACAAUUCAAGAGAGUCGAUCAAAAGGCAGGCAACCCCCCCCCAAAUGUUGCAUUUAGGCGUUUAUAGGCAUUUAUAGGAAAGUGCCUAAAAUUCCGGGCCCUAAUUAUGUGUAAUAAUUUGUGGAAAGUUAGUUGGUAAUAUAAUAGGACUUUUUUUUCCAGCUAGGUUUGGUUAUCGUUUUGCUCACAUGACACACUACCUAAUCAAGCUGCGUAAUUUGUAAGCAUUUGUGCAACAAAGAAGACAGAUUCUGUGUGAAGAACACAUUGUAUAAAUUAUUGAUCUUCGUGUAGCGACUUGCAGGAAGCAUUGUAUAAUAAUUUUUACUGUUGCUUCAGAGUAUGUAUAGCAGUGCUCCUAAUUUAUUUGCAGAGACAGAAUGGUGCUAAGCCAUAAAUAUGUGCGUACCUAAGACUUCGUAAUUGAGUACCCCAUCUGCAGUUGGAACAUAGGCUCCUGCAACAGCUCUCAGCAAGGGAGCUAUACACCUGAACGAGGCAUGCCCCCACGGGAAGCUCUGAAGUUGCUGGAGUCCCACGACGGGAGUACUUGUCCAGCAGAGAGGGGGUGUACAUACUCAGUUAACACUGUCGACAUGUAUAUUCUGAACUGAUACUUACUUGUACUACAUAAACUUUCUGGUUGUUAUGCCUGCAUCAUGCCAAAGUAGUUCAGAGUUUGCAUAGUAUAGUGUGAAAGUUUUAUGCAGGUAUGUAUAUUCUGGUAUGAGCUUUGUAUGUGGAUAUGAACAUGUAACAUCUAUUUAUGAUAGUUAAUAGUAUAAAAUAUUAUUUACUUAGAGAAACCUAUGCAUCACGAUUAUCGUCCCAAAUCCAAGCAGACGCUCUCUCUGUACAUAGUCAGGCUUAACGAGUAAAUUGUCUCUCGAAGAUGUGCUACAGAAGAAACGAAUUCAACCUUUUGUUUCUUCCUAUGGAUUGUUAGGGUAUGAUCAGGACUGUAGGGAACUUCUAAAAUGCUUUUCUCUCCUGAAUGUGACACUGGUGUAAAAGUGUAUGUCAGUCUCUGAGGAAAUUAUGUUGUGCAUUUGUGUCCUGGAACGAAUAAAUGGGAAAGUCUUUA
This is a messenger RNA of Ornithodoros turicata, 4338 nucleotides long. RefSeq names its product kinase suppressor of Ras 1-like (gene ksr). Gene Ontology annotation, molecular function: protein kinase activity; ATP binding. Gene Ontology annotation, biological process: Ras protein signal transduction; protein phosphorylation. The record is from RefSeq and is a predicted model, not a curated record. Gene Ontology annotation, cellular component: cytoplasm. Bases 163 to 2685 code for a protein of 840 amino acids. The transcript has 19 exons. NCBI's taxonomy places the organism in Eukaryota, Metazoa, Arthropoda, Arachnida, Ixodida, Argasidae.